UUUCUCUCUCAUCUCAUCUCCUCUCGUUUUGCGCUUCCUAAUAAUAUAUUUUUGUUUUCUAUUUAUUUUCUCACUUUUUAUUCUCUCUCUCUCUCUCUCUCUCUCUGUCUUCCUCCUAUACAUAUCAAGAUCGCGAUCUAAUCUGUGCGAACAAGAUCGGGAAAAUUCAUAUUUCUUUCUCAUCGGUCAUUAAUCUGUAUCGUAAAUAUUCAGAUCUUUGGCGAACGAAAGAAGAAAAAAAAAAAAAAAAAGUGAAAUUGGGAACCCUAAUUUAAUUUUUGGGACAAAUUGGAUUACUGUUGUAAAAUUAAUUUUUUUUUUUUUUUUGGUUGUUGCUGUUAUUGUUUGUGUGUGUAUGGUAAAUUAAUAUCUAUUUUGGUUUGGGGAAGUUUGAAUAACGAACGGAUUUAUUUAUUUAUGGUCGAUUUUGGAUCUAAUUGUAUCGUGGAGUGGAAUAAUUAUUAAAGAGAUUGAAGAAACCCCAAGUAUGAUGGGGAAAGAUGAAAGUGUCAGAGUUGUUGUUGCAGAAGAAGAUGUAGAAGAAGGUGAGAUUUCUGAUUCAGCAUCGGUGGAGGAGAUCAGUGAGGAGGAUUUCAAUAAGCAAGAUGUUGUUACUAAGGUGUCCAAGGAUUCUUCCGAUUAUAAGGAAUCCAAACCCAUCUCCAAAGGAGGAAGUGAUGGUAGGGUUUGGACGAUGCGCGAUCUGUACAACUAUUCCGGUUACGGCCGGUACAAUACGGGUCUCUAUAAUCUUGCUUGGGCACAGGCAGUUCAGAAUAAACCCUUGAAUGAGAUUUUCGUGAUGGAUGUAGACUCUGAAGAGAAGUCGAAGCGAUCGUCGUCGUCUCCUUCUGUGAAUAGUGGAAGAGACGAGAGUGUUAAUGCCAAGGAAGUGGAUAAAGUUGUAAUUGAUGAUAGUGGCGAUGAAAUGGAUGCUGCUGAGAAGGAAGAAGGCGAAUUGGAGGAGGGUGAGAUUGAUUUGGAUUCAGAGCCUGUGCAGAAGGCGGCCCAAGAACCCAAAGAGGUUGCUUUGGAUUGUGAUCCUAUGAAUGUUGGUGAGUUGGAUUUUGAUUCGAGGAAUAGGAAGUUGGAGAAGCGAGUGCACUCCAUUCGGGAAGCUCUCGUGAGUGUUAGUGUGUUUGAUGCAGAGAAAUCGUUUGAGCAAGUUUGUUCCCUGCUACAAAACAUUUUGGAGGACUUGCUGGGAGUUCUUUUGGAUAUCGGUCAUAGCGAAAAGCAAGCUCUCGUUGAGCUUUCGUUUGUUGCAAUUCAAGCUGUCAACUCUGCUUUCUGCUCUAUGAACCAGAAUGAAAAGGAACAGAGAAAAGACAGUUUAUCGAGGUUACUGUCUACUGUGAAAAACCGCCUUCUUCACCACCUUUCUCCUGGACAGAUGAAAGAGAUAGAGUUCAUGAUAUCCUCUCUAGGUCUUCUUAGUGUUUUGCCGAGUACUCGAGUAAGUGAUAAACAGAAAGAGCUGCAGGAUAUUGAUGGGGUUCGUGAGAGGGAUUCUGCAAACAUUGGUGAAAAUGAAAGUAAUAGGACUUAUACUAAGUUCGCUUUGGGUUCUGUAUCUAUGGCAUCAAUGGAUCAUGGUCAUGCGGGUACAUUACCAGAUGCUUUGAGAACAGGAAUGCCUGGAGUUAAGAGCAGGGGGGUUCUUCUUCCCCUGUUAGACCUUCAUAAGGAUCAUGAUGCAGAUAGUCUUCCAUCACCAACACGAGAAGCACCGUCAUGCUUUCCUGUAUUCAAGACGUUGCCUGUUGGAGAUGGAAGUUUUAAAUCAGGGUUUAGCACUCCUAAGGUGGCACCGGACGCUGAGGAAUCUAGGCUGCAUCAUUAUGAAACUGAUGCCCUGAAAGCUGUUUCUUCAUACCAACAAAAAUUUGGUCGGAGUACCAUUUCAAUGAAUGACCGACUUCCAAGCCCAACCCCUUCAGAAGAAUAUGAGAAUGGUGAUGCUGAUACUAAUGGGGAGGUCUCUAGUUCUUUUACACUAAGCAAUCUAAGAACUGCAAGCACACCCAUUUUGGGGCAACCGGUUUUUUCUUCACCAACCCUUGUUAACAGUGCCAGUAUGCAAGGACCAAUUACUACUAAAAAUGCUGCACCUGUUAGUUCUGUUUCUAAUCCAACUGUGAAAGCAUCAGCAAAAAAUAGAGACCCUAGGCUUCGAUUUGCAAAUUCAGAUGUAGGUGCUUUAGAUCUUAAUCAAAGAACCUUGCCUAUGGUUCAUAGUGCACCUAAAGUUGAACCCAUUGAACCAGUGAACUCCCGUAAACAAAGGACUUUUGACGAGCCUAAUAUGGAUGGUCAUUUGACUAAAAAACAAAGAAUGGGAUUAGAGAAGUCUCGAAUUGUUAGUGAUAUAAAGACUGUGGCUGGAAGUGGUGGAUGGUUGGAGGACAGUGUUAACCUUGGACCUCAGUUAAGUAAUAAAAACACGUUCAUGGAGAAUGCAGAAGUUGAUUCCAGAACACCAGUUAGUGUAGUAAGUUGUCCUACAAAUUCCCCAAAUGUUGGUAAUGAGCAAGCGUCGGUAGCAAGUACAAGUACCAUAGCUUCCUUGCCUGCAAUAUUGAAAGACAUAGCUGUGAAUCCAACAAUGCUGUUAAAUAUUCUUAAAUUGGGACAACAACAGAGAUUAGCAGCAGAACAGCAGAAGUCUGCUGAUCCUGCAACAAUCGCAAUACAUCCUCCGAGCUCAAAUUCAGUUCCGGUAGCAGCUCCAUUGGUGAAUAAUGCUUCUUCUAUGGCCUCAAAAAUUUUGCAGAUUCCAGCAGGAACUCCUGCAGUUCCUUCACAAAUAGCUUCCAUUAGCCCACAAGAUGAAUUGAAUAAAAUCCGCAUGAAACCCCGUGACCCUCGCCGUGUUCUCCAUGGUAGUACACUUCAAAAGAGUGGGAGCAUGGGGCAUGAUCAAUUCAAGAAUAUUGUGCCCCCUUCAUCAAUCACCCGGGCAAAUAAGGAUAAUCCGAAUGGCCAAAAGCAGGAGGGUCAGGCAGAUAAGAUUUCAGCGCUUUCUCAAUCGGUUGCACCACCUGAUAUUACCCGGCAGUUCACCAAGAAUCUGAAAAAUAUUGCUGAUCUUAUGUCUGUAUCACAAGCAUCAACAAAACCAGCUAUAGUUUCUCAGAAUCUUUCUACCCAAUCAGUACCAGUCAAAUCACAGAGAGGAGAUGUGAGAGCCAGUGUUUCGAAUUCUGAGGAGCAGCAGAGUGGCACUAUUUCAGCUCCUGAUGUGGCUGUAGCUGGUUCUUCUCGUUCACCUAGCACAUGGGGAGAUGUUGAGCAUCUGUUUGAAGGAUAUGAUGACCACCAAAAAGCUGCAAUCCACAGAGAGAGGGCAAGACGGAUAGAAGAGCAAAAGAAAAUGUUUGCUGCUCGAAAGCUUUGUCUUGUCUUGGAUCUAGAUCACACACUUCUUAAUUCAGCUAAGUUUGUGGAAGUGGAUCCUGUGCAUGAUGAAAUUUUGAGAAAGAAAGAGGAACAGGAUCGUGAAAAGCCACAGAGACAUCUCUACCGACUGGCUCACAUGGGAAUGUGGACGAAGCUGCGACCCGGGAUCUGGAAUUUCUUGGAAAAGGCUAGUAAGCUUUAUGAGUUGCAUCUUUACACUAUGGGGAACAAAUUAUAUGCUACAGAGAUGGCAAAACUGCUAGACCCAAACGGAGCUCUCUUUUCUGGACGAGUUAUUUCUAAGGGUGACGAUGGGGAUCUUGUGGAUGGUGAUGAGAGGGUCCCCAAGAGUAAAGAUCUGGAAGGAGUUUUGGGUAUGGAAUCAGCUGUUGUAAUUAUAGAUGAUUCUGUGAAGGUCUGGCCACAUAAUAAACUGAACUUGAUUGUUGUAGAAAGGUAUAUAUACUUCCCUUGUAGUAGACGCCAAUUUUCACUUCCAGGUCUAUCUCUUCUUGAGAUUGACCAUGAUGAGAGGGCAGAAGACGGGACUCUGGCAUCUUCUUUGGCGGUAAUUGAGAGAAUACAUCAGAAUUUUUUCUCCCACCAGUUGUUAGAUGAAGUAGAUGUUAGAAAUAUUCUAGCCUCAGAGCAGCAGAAGAUAUUGGCGGGUUGUCGGAUAGUUUUUAGCAGGGUGUUUCCUGUCGAUGAGGUGAAUCCUCAUCUAAAUCAUUAUUGGCAGACAGCCGAACAGUUUGGUGCUGUGUGCACAAACCAGAUAGAUGAUCAAGUUACACAUGUAGUUGCCCUUUCGCUUGGGACUGAUAAGGUAAAUUGGGCUCUAUCAACUGGAAGAUUCGUUGUUCAUCCUGGCUGGUUGGAAGCAUCGGCUUUGCUUUAUCGGAGAGCAAAUGAGCAAGAUUUUGCCAUUAAACCAUAAACUAUCUCCUAAACACCCCCUCAGUUAAUUAAAAACCGAUGAACAUAAUCCAAGAAUCAUGUUGGAGUGGGAAUGGCCUUCGGGUCAAGAUGGGUGGGAUCCGACUGGGCUAGACCCGAGAGAAUGCUAUGCCUUGGCCUGAAUCCAUAUUUCCGCCCAAAUAUGGUUGGCGGUUGCAAUUACCCUUCUACCCUGCCCAUUUUGCGGAAAAGGAGUUUAUUGGAAUCUUACACAAAUACAGCCAACAAGCUUCAAAAUUAGGAGACGAGUGAAUCCUAGGUAUCUGAGCCUGGUGACUUGGGGUGGGCUUUAACCUAGGUUUGCCAUACCUGCCUGUUUUCCUUUAAAAAGAGAAAAAGAAAAAGAAAAAAAAAAUUAUUGAAGAAGAAGGAUAAAGAUUUUUGCUGUGGGAGAAAAUGAUAAAGUUGGUUGCAACUAAAUGUAUAUAGCCUUUUGGGAAACGUGGAUAAGUUUUGGGGAGUCAAAUGUAAGAAAAAGGAGAUUAAGACGACCUAAACUGAUAAAUUAUGAAAAUGACAAAAAAAAAAAAAAAAACGACAUGAAAGGUGCUGCCUAGUAUUUGACCAAUGGAGAUUGAAACAGUAAGUCUCGAAAUCCAAAUUAGAUGUUGAGUAAAGCUAUGUUGGAUGGUUCGUGGUGUUAAAAGGGGAUUUGGUAUCACUCGAAUCUAAUCCCCUAUUGAGACUUGUAUCCAUCCAAUUAAGUUGGCAUUGCUUAAAAAGAACGUCUUUUAGGGGAUAAAAGAUUAAAAAAAAAAAAAAAAAAAAAGUGAAAGCACUCCAAUAUAAAUGAGAAAGUUCAUAAUUCCAUUCUAUUUUUA
Messenger RNA from Ziziphus jujuba (common jujube), 5177 nucleotides. RefSeq names its product RNA polymerase II C-terminal domain phosphatase-like 3. Gene Ontology annotation, molecular function: RNA polymerase II CTD heptapeptide repeat phosphatase activity. The coding region runs from base 488 to 4336 and encodes 1282 amino acids. The transcript is spliced from 12 exons. The record is from RefSeq and is a predicted model, not a curated record. Lineage: Eukaryota; Viridiplantae; Streptophyta; Magnoliopsida; Rosales; Rhamnaceae. Gene Ontology annotation, cellular component: nucleus.